Molecule: messenger RNA, 627 nt
Organism: Exaiptasia diaphana
Lineage: Eukaryota; Metazoa; Cnidaria; Anthozoa; Actiniaria; Aiptasiidae
Exons: 2
Coding region: 1-627 (208 amino acids)
Source: RefSeq, a predicted model, not a curated record
AUGUCGGAUAGCAGUURGUGUUCAGAAUAUUCUGAAUGCUCCGAGGAAUCAUUUUUUGAAWAUUUUCACGGGGAUUUCGAUCAAAACACAGACAUACAACCAUACUCGUUUGAGCCGCACGUGGACCUUCAGUCAAGUGAUUCUAGCGAUGAAGACCUUGCAAACGACUCUGAUAGUAGCGAUCAAGAACAUAACAGAUUACAAAAUACUACUUGGUGUAAGUGUGAAAAUUGUCAGAGAAUGGACACUGUUAGAGAAUGUAUUUGCUGCCAAGAAAUCACUAAAGUUUGGGAUAUGUGUCAAAGUCUUGUUACAGAUGGAUUGCCAGCAGCAUCAUGCAUAACUCAGCAUCCUGGAUUUUUGCCUGUCUGCACAAAUAAGUACGUUUUGAAAACUGCAUYGAUGCAGUAUAAGCAACAGUAUGGACAGUCUUAUGAUGGGCCAGAACACAAGCAAUUCAGGCAUAUUGCUUACAGACAAUUAGCAAGAUGGUGUUGGGMUUUUUUAGGGAYGGAAGURAGAGUGGUGRUACCAUCAUGUGCCGUCAUGUGUAUCAGAGCUCACUUUCCCCCUCCAGGACUUGAAGAAAAUUUCACUUUCGAAGGUUUUCACUAUAGUGAUGAAUAA